Aspergillus aculeatus ATCC 16872 is the source of this 1604-nucleotide messenger RNA. RefSeq lists its product as uncharacterized. NCBI's taxonomy places the organism in Eukaryota, Fungi, Ascomycota, Eurotiomycetes, Eurotiales, Aspergillaceae. Bases 30 to 1604 code for a protein of 524 amino acids. The transcript is spliced from 2 exons. The record is from RefSeq and is a predicted model, not a curated record.
CCCAUGACCACAACCACAGCCAUGCUGCAAUGGAGGACCAUAUUCAUACGAUGGAGACCUGGGCGCAGAUCCGGUUGAUGAAGCAGCUUCUUUCACCACCAACAACAACAAAACUCUACCUCUGGCAAGGCGACAUCACCACCCUCACCAACCUCACCGCCAUCACCAACGCCGCCAAUACCGCCCUGCUGGGCUGCUUCCAGCCCGCACACUGCUGCAUCGACAAUGUGAUCCACGCGCGGGCCGGCCCAGGCCUCCGAGAGGAGUGCUUCCGCCUCAUGGACGAAGGCCACCGCACGCUCCCCGUCGGCGACGCAGUCACCACACCCGGCUACUGUCUGCCUGCGCCGUGGAUCAUCCACACUGUCGGGCCGCAGCUGGAUCCCCACCAGCCCUGCCCUUCUAAAAUCCAGAAUGCGCAGCUCGCGCGAUGCUAUCGUGCUGUGCUUGAGCAAGCCGAGACCUUGCCCUCACCCGAACACGACAAGGUCAUCGCCCUCUGCGGGAUCUCGACGGGCUUGUUUGGCUAUCCCGUGGCCGAGGCGGCGCCGUUGGCCGUGGAGACUGUGGUUACUUGGCUGCGCGAGCACCCCGAGACGAGCAUCACGGGGGUGAUUUUCAAUACCUUCACGGACAAGGAGACGGUCGCUUACGAGCGAGUUCUCUCUCUUUUGCCCAGUGGUGCCCUACUAAACCCCCCGCAGCUGAUAGGUUCAUCAAUGCAGCAAGCUCGCGUCUGGCUCCAAGAAGCAGACACCAUCCUUCUCAGCUGUGGCGCGGGACUGUCGGCCGCCACGGGGCUGGAUUACACCUCCACCACUCUCUUCGCCAAGCAUUUCCCGGCCUUCCGGGAGUUGGGGUUGACUAAGUUGUACGAUACCUUUGGGAUGGAGACGGGGGAUUGGGGGUCUGAGGUGGUGCGGUGGGGUUUCUAUUACACGCAUCUGCAGAUGGUGCGCACGUGGCCGCGGUCGGCGAUGUAUACUGCUCUCUUGGAGUGGAUGCGGCGGAAACUUGGGAUGGAUGCGAGGAGGCUGCAUGUUCGGACGUCGAAUGCAGAUGGCUUGUUCAUCGCGCAUGGGCUAGGUGAGAAUGUCUUAUCGACACCGCAAGGCGCUUAUCGCUAUUUGCAGUGUUUGGGCAAUUGCCGCAAGGACGCGGUGGUGGAGUCAGCGCCGUGGCUGGAGGAGGUGCUCGCGCAUGGAGGGCUGGAUGCGGUAACGCAGAGGGUGACAGAUGAGAGGUUCAUCCCGGUGUGUCGGUUCUGCGGUGGGAAGAUGGGGAUUUGUGUAAGGGCUGGAAACUGGUUCAAUGAGACGCCCUUUGAAGAGGGAGAGAAGCGAUGGCAGGAUUUCAAGGAGGAUUUCCUGCGGGCCUCGGACAGACAGGUAGUGAUUCUGGAGUUAGGGGUCGGGAUGUCGACCCCCGGCGUGUUGAGGUGGGAGAAUGAGGAGUUGGUGGAAAGUGGCGAAGGAAGGGUUAAGUUGGUUAGAAUAGGAUUGGGCGAUGCGGCGGUCGUACCGGCGGAGCUGGAGGCGAUGGAACUGGCGACUUGUGUAGAUGGGAAUUUGAAGGAUGUGUUGGGGGUGGUUCUGGGUCAGUAG